CCCAGAACAUCUCAAACGGGCGCGAGAAACUUAACAACACCGCGUUGGCCACAGGUCUUCAGCUUUUUGCCUUGUUCUUGUACGUAACAGCGUGAAGUGACGUAAGGUAUGGCUUUCCACGAUGACGCAGAGAGCUCCCUCACUCCUGUAGAUUUCAUUCAGCUGCAAAAUUACAUGGAUGAUAGUAAUAAACGAGUUAAAGAUGUGUUAAAAGACUUUCAUCCUGGAGGAAAACUGGCACAGCACACAUUUGGAGAGUGUUUGGAUGAGGGUGGAUUUUCUCUCUUCUUGAAAACAUAUCUGGAUGUCCGCGAUGUUCCGGCUGAUUUCUGCAAGCGACUGUUUCGAUAUUUCAAACACGUGGAUCACAACGGAGUAGGGGCCUGUCAGAAAGGAGGUGGAGUCUUCCUUCGGGAUGUGUCCUGUUACUUUUCUGUUCUUGAGGACGGGCAGCCGCGAGACAAACUUGAGUUUACAUUCAAACUCUAUGACAAAGACAUGAAUGGCCUCCUCGACAGUUCAGAGGUGGACCGGAUCAUCACACAAAUGAUGAGAGCAGCGAAUUAUCUCGGCUGGGAUGUCACUGAGAUCAAACCUAUGCUGAAGGACAUGAUGAAGGCCAUAGACGUGGAUGACAGUGGGACAGUGACUCUGGAGGAGUGGGUCAAAGGAGGAAUGAACAAUGUCCCUCUGCUCGUACUGCUGGGGCUCAAGAUGACGGAGAAGGACGGGCAGCACAUCUGGAGGAUGAAGCACUUUAACAAACCCACGUACUGUGGAGUGUGUGAGAGCAUGCUGCUGGGGCUCGGCAAACAGGGCCUCUGCUGCACAUGCUGCAAAUACACAGUUCACAACCAGUGUGCCAACAAGAACCCCGAGCCCUGCGCACGCACCUUCGUCAAGUCCAAAAAGGAGAUUGGUGUUCCAGCUCAUGACUGGAUCAGGGCCGACUGCAAAUCAAACAAGUGUGAAGUUUGCCACAAAAAAAUCAAAACUUUAGGAGGACGGACCUGCGUUUGGUGCCAUGAGAUUCGUCAUGAUGAAUGUGUUGUGAUUGGCAUUAAGCUGUGUGACUGUGGACCAUUGAAAGACCACAUCCUCCCUCCCUGGGCUAUUUGUGCUGUUUCCAAGGAUGAAGAUACAAGCCUAUUAAAUGUAACUCCAGAUGGCCACAACCUUCAGAUUGUUCCAAUAAAAGAUACUCAUCCUCUGCUGGUGUUUGUCAACCCAAAGAGUGGAGGGAAGCAGGGGGAAAAUGUGCUGAGGAGGUUUCAGUAUCUGUUAAACCCUCGACAAGUUUACAAUUUAUCCAAUGGAGGACCAGCACCAGGUUUACAAUUUUUCCACAACCUCCGAGACUACAGGAUCCUAGUUUGUGGUGGGGAUGGUACAGUCGGAUGGCUUCUCGAUGCUAUAGACAAAGCCAAUCUCCUGGUUCAUCCUCCUGUCGCGGUUUUGCCUUUGGGCACUGGGAACGACCUGGCUCGGUGUCUGCGCUGGGGAGGAGGUUACGAGGGUGGAGACCUGACGGAGAUCCUGAAGGAGAUCGAGGGCAGUGAGGUGAUCGCGAUGGACCGCUGGAGCAUCAGAGUGGUGCCCGACGACCCCGAGGAGGUGGGCGACCCUGUGCCCUACGAAAUCAUCAACAACUAUUUCAGCAUCGGAGUGGACGCCUCCAUCGCUCACCGCUUCCACUCAAUGAGAGAGAAGUAUCCACAGAGAUUCAACAGCAGAAUGAAAAACAAACUUUGGUAUUUUGAGUUUGCUACAUCUGAGACCAUCUCUGCGUCCUGCAAGAAGCUGAAGGAGUGUCUCAGUAUAGAGUGUUGUGGCAAACAGCUUGAUCUGAGCCCGACCACCCUUGAAGGGAUCGCCAUCCUCAACAUUCCCAGCAUGCACGGCGGGUCCAACCUCUGGGGAGAAUCCAAGAAACCGGAGGGAGCACCGAACCAGGGGCCAACCGCCGAAGUCAUCAUAGAUCCAGACCUCCUCAAAACUGUCUCUCAAGACAUGAGCGACAGGCGCCUGGAGGUGGUGGGUCUGGGAGGGGCCAUGGAGAUGGGGCAGAUCUACACUGGACUGAAGUCUGCAGGACAAAGGCUGGCUCAGACCUCUCAGAUCACCAUCAGGACGAUCAAAGCAUUGCCAAUGCAGAUUGAUGGAGAGCCCUGGAUGCAGCCUCCAUGCACCAUCUACAUAACUCACAAGAACCAGGCAAACAUGCUGAUGGCUGCACCGACCAAAGCCUCUGGCUUCUUCCACCUCAAGUAAAAGAAACUAUCACUCCUCUUUGGCUCCAUUAAAUAUUUAAAUGUUUACUAAAGCUAACCUGACAAGUGAUCUGUGUUAUGAUAAUUGAUGUUAUAAUUAAGACCAAAAACUGUGACUGGUACCUGAUUUUCAAAGCAAGAAAGUAGUAGAUAGUUUUAACUGAUACUUGUAACUUAAACUUAUCCCCAGCUCUCACAAACCCUUUCGCUAGCUUCAUCUGCAGAUAUUUGCAAUAUGUUUCAGUCCCCUGUGAUAUUUUAUUCCUUUUUUCCUCAUUAGCAGUCAUAUUUGUUUUGAUACAGAUGGUCCCUGAUUGGCUAAUCCACCUGUCAAUCACACCCAUCUGAACCAGACCAUUUUAGUACUGGAGAAGUGUCUAUUUACUCUUCAACAUUUACCAAUCGAGGACCCCAGUUUUAAGACUAAAACUGUGACUUGCACUACGAAUAUUUCAUCUGCGGCUUACCUUUGACAGAAAAGUGACCAUUCAGGUGCAUAAAGUGUAACAUCUAAAUUAACUUCUAUAAGUGAAUGUCUUAAAGCAGAUCUUUUCUGCAAAAUCUAAUUUUCAGAGCUUUUAAUCAUGUUAUAGUUGUGUCCGUGUUUCAGUUACUCUCUCAAAGUUGUAUUUGGAGUGAUUCGUGUAUGUUUGAAUAAUCUUUUAAUCGCUUAUUUUCAAAACACCAUAUUGCCAUACUUUUAAUCCCCAUUUUCGCUGCCACCGCUCUGUACUUACUUUGUUUGACUCCUUGCUCCCUCUGCUGGCAAGUUCUUUCCAUAUACAUUAUUUUAAAGGUGCACUAUGUAACAUUUUUGGUGGUGGUCUGGCAUCUAUUUUCAUGGGAGACAAGCAGGUGAUAAAACUUGGCCAUAACACAUGACAGCCAGGUCAGCUCUGUGGAGAGGCGAGCCUACUCACAGUAAGAAUGCAUGUUUUAUAAAGUAUUCGCACAAUAAAAACACAUGCAGUUUAAUCAGUGCAAGACAGAUAAGUGCAACAUUCCAGUCAGUGCAAUAACAUAUCCAUGGAGACAAGAUGGUGCCAUACUUGCCCUCCACUAGAAAAGUUACGUCAUGCAUCUUUAACUUAUAUGAUGUGGAACACCAGGCAAACAUGUCCAAAAGUAUUAUAUUUGUAUUAAUAAUAUCAGUUCUAGUAUACUGCCUUUAGGGCCUCUAUCUUGUGCAAUUCUGUGUAUAAAUCCCAUCUUCACAAAGGAAAACUGCUAUCUCUCAUUGUAGUUUUAAUUAAUGUAUUUUUCCUCUAAAUAUUUUUUUAAGUGUUACAAAUGUAUGGGUCUUCUGAUGGUGCCAGUCUGCAAAAUGCACUUUGUAUAAGCUAGUACAAUUAUAGACUCAAAAAUAACUGUGGAAAGUGAAGGAGUUGUUGCUCAGUUGUGUUUAUUGGUUCACUGUUCUGCUGUAUGUCUGUGAUGUGGUCUGAUUGUCCAAUAAAAUCAAGUGUGUCAUGUUU
Molecule: messenger RNA, 3745 nt
Organism: Periophthalmus magnuspinnatus
Lineage: Eukaryota; Metazoa; Chordata; Actinopteri; Gobiiformes; Gobiidae
Gene: dgkab
Product: diacylglycerol kinase, alpha b
Exons: 24
Coding region: 109-2271 (720 amino acids)
Biological process (GO): intracellular signal transduction; lipid phosphorylation; diacylglycerol metabolic process
Cellular component (GO): plasma membrane
Molecular function (GO): ATP-dependent diacylglycerol kinase activity; calcium ion binding
Source: RefSeq, a predicted model, not a curated record